Oppiella nova is the source of this 3564-nucleotide messenger RNA. Lineage: Eukaryota; Metazoa; Arthropoda; Arachnida; Sarcoptiformes; Oppiidae. The record is from the annotation of a GenBank genome assembly.
UCACUGAAUGAGGCGUUUUCUAACGCUCUCACUAAACAGUUGCCUACACGCGAGGAUAAUAUUGUUAUUGUCCGUAACUAUUUAGGCCUUAAUUUGCGUAUAUUUUUGCUGGACAGUAGUGUUAAGAAACGAAGCGCUGAUAAAAGUAGUAAAGCUAUUGCUAAAGCUGUCCAAAACGAGACGCUAGUGAUAAAAGCCGGGGAAGAGAUACCUCUAAUCGCGACAGACCUCAAAGAAAUAGAGCUUAAUAUUGGAGAACAACCAUUACAUUUAGGGCGCGUUAAACCACUUUCUAUUCUGGAACUGCCACUCGAUGCCAUUUACGGAGAAGAUUGUGAGCUUAAAGUGAAACCGUCUGCUGAUUACAAGAUUAGCGAUAAGAUAAUUGAAUGGCGAAACUCAGUCGACAAAAGAAGUUCUGCGAAACUAUGUCUCCCUUUAUGUGAUUCUCCGUCUAAACAGCCUUUGAUUCUGGAGUCGGUGUCCGAGAUUAUUGCCAGCAAUAAGUUCUUCGUUAAAGUCAAAUGUGAUCACAAAGAAGUGCACUUCGAAGACACUAACGCAUCGAAUGUCGAAUCAGUUUUCUAUCAAAUAAAACUCAUACCAAUCGUCAAACUUAAGAAUCUAUUGCCGUAUUGUAUAAGUUAUGCCACCGAAGGAAUCGAUCAGAACUUACCUCUAGAGUCCGGACAAGAAGCAGAUUUGUCUUCUGUUAGACUCGGAGAGACAGGCAUUCAACUGACUCUAAAUGAUUAUUUGGAAAGAGAUUGGAGUUGUUUUAAAGUGAUACCCGGAUAUGGCCCCGAAAGUGAUAUCCACUUAUGGAAGUUUGUGACCACAGGGCAUGAAAGACCACUUUCACUUGAUUUGGCCGUUAAGUUAUCGGUGGAGAACUCAUCCCUAAUAGUCUCUCUAUACGCGCCCUUUUGGAUGAUUAACCGGACGUCUCAGCAAUUGGUUUAUCGCAUCGACGACGAGACGGUCUUAUAUCACGCGCAGACAGUCAUCACUCCCGUCCUCUUGUCGUUCAAACCCAAGAGUUUCUUCUGUAAGAAGAAGUUGUGUCUCUCUAUCGGUGACUCGAGAUUCUCUGACGGCUUCUCCAUCGAUGUGGUCGGAAGUAAAGGCAAUAUAAUCGCCAAAUCAAAGAACGGAAAAUUCAAUUAUUAUGUGUCGGUCGACAUACAACUGUCGCGAAUUGGUUUGAGUAAAAUCGUGACAAUAACGCCCUUCUACUCGAUAAUUAAUGUGUCGUCGAGUGCUCUGGAAGUGUCUGAAGACAACGACGAGUGGUUCCCAAUUGGCAGCCUAUCAAACAAUGCCUUUUGGCCCAAACGAACCAAACAUCAGCAGAUUUUCUUGAGUUUGGAUUCUAAAUCUUCGUCUUCACAACCUCUGUCAUUGUCUGACUCGUCAUCCACUUUGGUUGCGGUCAAUGGGCUGUACUUCUACGUUGACAUCGAUAUCAGCGAAUGGGACGCAACCAUCAAAAUAAGUGAUUAUUUUGAUGGUUCGGCGCCCGUUAUGUUAGUGAAUGCACUGAACACUCCCAUCAUGUUUGGCCAAAAAGGAGUGACUGUCUGGUCAUCAAAAACUGGUGAACAGAAACACGUGAAUACAUUGCCGGCAAACCAUUCAGUUCACUACACAUGGGAUUUGCCUACUGGUGUCCGUCAACUUGUCUGGAAGUCAAAUGAUAGAGUCGAUGAACAGAUGGUUGACUUGAAAUGUGAUGCAUUGCUUGAAGUAGACGUCUCUCAAGAUAUUCAUCACACAAAAGUAUUUGUGGUUUCAUUCCUCGACGGAAAACAAAGAGUUUUGUUGUUUACAAACGACUACUUAUUAGCGACGAAUGCACUUCAGGCGGGAGAGAUAACUAAACCCAAAAUCAAUGUUGAGUUCAUAAUGAAAGGAAUUGGUCUUUCGGUUGUCAACAAUGAUAUCAAUAAAGAGAUCCUUUACAUAGCGAUCACCAGACGUCUGGCAAACCGAGGCAUAUGGGUGUCCAUUGCUCUGUCCGAACACAUCGUACAGUUUCAUAUGAAAGUGAAUCGCCUACAAAUCGAUAACCAAAUGCCGGACCAUAUAUUCGGGAUCGUUAUGUGUCCGGUAGCGCCGCCCAAAUCCGUUGUUGUUGAUCAGUCGCCUAAGAGUUUCAUAGAGUUGUCGACAAUUAUCAUAAGACAGGCGACAAUGAAUCGAUUCAAAUACAACUCGUUUUUGAUUCAAGAAUUUCUCAUUCAAAUUGACGGCGGGUUGUUGUCAGCGAUUCAGGAGUUGACUGAAGCGGCCGUCAAAAAGGAAGACAACACUAAAUUGAUUGCAAAAGACAUCAGAGAUAUUCUUGCGAUGAGUACAAUCACAGAAUCGCUGCUGUCGUCGCGUAAAAGUUAUUACGAUUUUAUUCACUUCUCUCCCCUCAAAGUCCACUUGAGUUUCUCAAUGGCCGGCGCUGCGGGCGGACAGUUGCCGCUCGGACUCGACUUCUUUGUGCGGUCGGCCGGUGUGACGCUCACCGAGUUUAACGACGUUGUCUUCAGACUCGACUAUUUUGAGCGCAAAAACCUAUUACUCGAGAAUUCAGAGCUCAUCUCAGUUGUGACCAAACACUACACGACUCAAGUGCUCAAACAGUUUUACGUUUUGGUGUUAGGACUGGAUUUGAUUGGAAAUCCUAUGAAACUUGCGCUCGGAUUGACUGAAGGCGUCGGCGACUUCUUUUACGAACCAUUUCAGGGCAUAAUUCAAGGCCCGGGAGAGUUCGCUGAGGGUAUAAGCAUUGGUGUCAAGUCUUUAGCGUCGAAUGUUGUCGGAGGAGCUGCCGGUGCUCUCGGAAGCAUUACUAAUACAUUAGGCGAAGGAGUGUCGGCGCUGUCCAUGGAUGACAAGUUUAGACGAGAACGUCGCUCGCGAUUAAACCGAAAGAUUGGGUUCGCAGAGAGCGGUAAAAAUCUAUUCAAAGGUGUCAUCUCUGGAGUGACUGGAGUUAUAACACAACCCAUUGAAGGCGCCAAAGAAGAUGGCAUCGAAGGUCUGUUCAAAGGGAUGGGUAAAGGCGUUGUGGGUAUCAUUGCUCAACCGACUACCGGACUCAUCGAUUUCACUUCGGGUUCACUGCAAGCCGUAAAACGAGCUGUAGAUGCCAAGCAAGAGGCCAGACAGAUGCGUCCGCCCCGGUAUGUCGACCACGACGGCAAACUAAGGCGAUAUAACAGACAUUACGCCUCAGGCCACACAAUUCUAAAGGAAAUGGAAAGCGGGAAGUAUUCGACGGAUAACUAUAUAAUCCACGUCAGUCUCGGCCCAAACGCUUUGAUUAUGUUGUCCGACAAACGGCUGAUGGCAGUCAAGAAGGGUAUGAUGUCUCACAACUGGGAGUCUGACUGGUCUGAAGACUGGUAUAACUGUCAUAAAGUUGCCAUUUCUGACGACGGAAUGAAACUUAGGAUCACAACUAAGGAGCAAAAGAAAAAGUUUGGAAUAUUUUCUGGUGAUUCCGAUCGUAUAAUUACCACCAAUUCAUACGAUACAAGUCAGAUAAACUCUUAUGCUUUAAAUGUCCAC